This is a messenger RNA of Kluyveromyces lactis, 369 nucleotides long. It is a transcript of the gene QCR6, whose product is annotated as ubiquinol--cytochrome-c reductase subunit 6. The coding region runs from base 1 to 369 and encodes 122 amino acids. Lineage: Eukaryota; Fungi; Ascomycota; Saccharomycetes; Saccharomycetales; Saccharomycetaceae. The record is from RefSeq and is a predicted model, not a curated record. Gene Ontology annotation, biological process: mitochondrial electron transport, ubiquinol to cytochrome c. The transcript has a single exon.
AUGAUUUCCUCUAUUACUGCUUACUUGGAAGAAUUAAAGGAUGCUUUCGUGCCAACUGUGGCCAAGGCUGAAGACGACGUUGAAGAAGAUGAAGAAGAGGAAGAAGAUGACGAAGAUGAAGACGAUGAAGAUGAAGAAGAAGAACAAGGUGAUCAAUUAGAUGCUUUGAGAGAAGAAUGUAAAUCUACCGAAGAAGGUAAGCACUUGGUUCAUCAUUAUCUGGAAUGUGUCGAAAGAGUUCAAAAGGCACAAGAAGAACCAGGCUAUGAAGAUUUGGCAUACAAGGAGGACUGUGUGGAAGAAUUCUUCCACUUGGCACAUUUCGUGGAUGAAUGCGCUGCUCCAAAACUGUUCGAUUACUUGAAAUAA